CCACUUUGCCUUUUUCUCAUGACGUGUCGGCGAGCCUAGUUGUUAUAAUACAAAUAAUCGAAGUUCGAGUGGAAUUUCUUCAAAAACAUGCGCAACCAAUUUAUUUGCCUGGCCCUGGUGCUAUGCACGCUACACAGCGCCUGCGGAUUAUACUUUCACAUAUCGGAAACAGAGCGCAAAUGCUUCAUUGAAGAGGUGCCCGAUGAGACAACUGUGAUUGUUAAUUACAAGGUGGAGCUGUAUGAUCCGCGUUCAAAUGGCUUUAUGCCAUCAUCGCCCGGCAUUGGCAUGCAUGUAGAGGUGCGCGACAGUGAUGAUAAGGUGAUUCUGUCGCGCGUUUACAGUUCGCAGGGCCGCAUGUCGUUUACAUCUCACACACCCGGCGAGCAUGUCAUCUGCAUGUAUUCCAACAGCACCGCCUGGUUCAAUGGCGCCCAGCUUCGCGUGCAUCUAGAUAUUCAGGUGGGCGAGCAUGCCAUCGACUAUGCUAAUGUGGCGCAGAAGGAGAAACUCACCGAGCUGCAGUUGCGCAUACGUCAGCUGCUCGACCAGGUCGAACAGAUUACAAAGGAGCAGAAUUAUCAGCGCUAUCGGGAGGAGCGUUUCCGUCACACAAGCGAAAGCACCAAUUCGCGUGUGCUGUGGUGGUCGCUGGCACAGACUGUGGUCCUGGUCUGCAUGGGCUUCUGGCAGAUGCGUCAUCUUAAGAGUUUCUUCGAGGCUAAAAAGCUGGUGUGAGUUGAAGUGCACACCACAAGAUGUCAAUGGUUGUUGGUUGUUGGCCUUCAUCUCGAUCUGUAUGCAACCAAAUUGCAAAUGCGAAUUUCAUCGAUGUAU
This is a messenger RNA of Drosophila virilis, 837 nucleotides long. RefSeq names its product transmembrane p24 trafficking protein eclair. Gene Ontology annotation, cellular component: endoplasmic reticulum-Golgi intermediate compartment; COPII-coated ER to Golgi transport vesicle; endoplasmic reticulum. Lineage: Eukaryota; Metazoa; Arthropoda; Insecta; Diptera; Drosophilidae. Gene Ontology annotation, biological process: intracellular protein transport; endoplasmic reticulum to Golgi vesicle-mediated transport; Golgi organization. The record is from RefSeq and is a predicted model, not a curated record.